AAUUAUUUACUUUUCUUACUAUGACUUUAUCAUCACUUUUUACGAUGAAUGCAACAACGGAAGCUCUUUUUCUAGCCGAGUCGACACGCCCGCAAGGAGCUUCAGGCGACCGCAAGUGGAAUGACUGAAACCAACCCCUCCAGGCGCUGUAAUGGAUUACGGGAGAACAUGCUGAUGCAUUCGAGUCGAUGUCGGCAUGCGAGGACUGCUCUUUGAGGUUGUGUUUUUUCUUUUUUUUGGGGGGCGUUCUUUGUGUGCGACUGACUUUUUUAUGAGGAUAUUUGAACUACACUUUUAAUUUGACUCCUUCGCAGAUGCCACAUUUUCACGUCCUAAAGAGGAUGGUGUUUGUGGACAUUCCACAGCGACGCUCAACAUCAACAGGGCGCUAUAUUCAUAUUUAGCCAACUAGACGUGGAUAUGUCAGGGCCGCGUGGAAACAGCAGCGUCCUUAUCCAAAGCAACAAGGAAGAGGAGGCCGUAACGAAAGCUCUGGUGCUCAUUCUGGAUUUAACGAUCUUAGUGACCGGUCUGGUGGGACAAAUCCUCGUCAUCACAAUCCUAGCAGGCCGGAGAAGACGAGAUGGACACCCCCCGCACGGAACCGACACCCUCCUGCUGGCUCUGAGCGCGGCUGAUUUGCUGUUGCUGCUAUGCCUUCCCUUCCACACGUCGGCCAUCACGUUGGGAUUCUGGCCUUUUGGCAGCUUCCUGUGCAAAGUCAUCAGCUUCCUGGGCGUGGCCUGCUCGUCCGCAUCCGUCUUUACUUUGACGGCGCUGGCUGUGACUCGGUACCUCGCGGUAGUCCACCCCGCCUGGGCGUACCGCUCAAGAAUGCAAAGACGUGUGAAAGUGACGGUAGCGCUUCUGUGGAUCCCUGCCUCGGCUUUGGCGGCGCCGCAGUUUGCCUACCGCACCGUGACGACAUCCAGAGCCGUGUUCUGCUUCGCUUUUCUCUCGGACUUCAGUCAGCUGGUCUACAGCGUCAGCCUCUUUUUCUUCGGCUUCGUGCUACCUCUGGGGAUCAUCGUGCUCAUGUACACGAAGAUCUACUGCUUUCUCCGACAUGCACGGCUGUUUGGGAAUUCCUCUCAGCUGGAGAACUACCACAGCCAGGUCACUCAUACUUCAGCUCUCCUAGUCCUGGUCUUCAUUUUCCUUUGGCUGCCGUCUUACGCGCUCAUGUUCUCCUUCAUCGGAGGAACCAUUCAAGGCUCGCGGGGCUACAACACCGUCGCCAUCUUGUCCAGAUUGUUAGCAUCCUCGGUGGCGGUGGUGAACCCGGUCCUGUAUGGCUUCAUGUCUCAGAAGUUCCGACGAGAGCUGCUGGAGCUUGGGAGAGAGAGGUGGAACCUCUGCAAAAACCGUCUGGCUGCUUGCCCUCACGUGAUGAUCGGUGGGGACACGGUGGAGAGCUUCGGGCGGGACGCGAGCUCAGAAGCCUAAGCUGAUCCUUCACGACGCGACGCUCAUUUGAAUCUGGAUCCAUACGGGAUACGCAACGCAGGAAACCAUCACUUUAAAAUAAUAAUAAUAAUUAAAAUAAUGUCUUUAUAACAAUCUUCAUUAAACAUAUCAAUCCCAUGUACCUCUUCUCCGGCUUUUCGAUAUGAAUAUAGUGUGUGUAGUAUGUGUGUGUCCA
Doryrhamphus excisus (bluestripe pipefish) is the source of this 1642-nucleotide messenger RNA. RefSeq names its product galanin receptor type 1. Gene Ontology annotation, cellular component: external side of plasma membrane; membrane. The record is from RefSeq and is a predicted model, not a curated record. Gene Ontology annotation, biological process: positive regulation of cytosolic calcium ion concentration; calcium-mediated signaling; immune response. Lineage: Eukaryota; Metazoa; Chordata; Actinopteri; Syngnathiformes; Syngnathidae. Gene Ontology annotation, molecular function: C-C chemokine binding; C-C chemokine receptor activity.